GGUCUUGUUUUUUCAAUCCCUAAAUUUAAUUUCCUUCUUUCUUUGUGUGUUCCCUUGUAAUUGUAAUUGUAAGAGAGAGAGAGAGAGGGGGGGAUGUCUAAUAUGGAAACAUCGUCGUCAAGUUCAACUGCAGCAGCAGGAGGAGGAGGAGAGAAUAGUAAGAGGAUGGUAGAGUAUAAUGUGUAUGGGAAUGUGUUUCAAGUGUCAAGCAAGUACGUUCCUCCCAUCAGACCCGUUGGCCGCGGUGCUUAUGGUAUUGUUUGUGCUGCUACUAAUUCAGAGACACAUGAAGAAGUCGCCAUUAAGAAAAUCGGGAAUGCUUUUGACAACCGAAUAGAUGCCAAAAGGACUUUAAGAGAGAUUCAACUUCUUCGACACAUGGAUCAUGAAAAUGUUAUUGCAAUCAAAGACAUCAUACGGCCUCCACAGGUGGAAAACUUCAAUGACGUCUACAUCGUUUAUGAGUUAAUGGACACUGAUCUUCAUCAGAUAAUACGUUCUAACCAACCUUUGGCGGAUGAUCACUGUCGGUAUUUUCUUUACCAAAUAUUACGAGGACUGAAAUAUGUGCAUUCUGCACGUGUCUUGCAUCGUGAUCUAAAACCAAGCAACUUGCUUCUCAACUCGAAUUGUGAUUUAAAAAUUGGGGAUUUUGGGCUUGCAAGAACGACUUCUGAAACAGACUUCAUGACUGAGUAUGUCGUUACCCGUUGGUACCGAGCCCCUGAGUUGCUCUUAAAUUGUUCGGAGUACACAGCAGCUAUUGACAUCUGGUCAGUAGGUUGCAUUCUAGGUGAAAUAAUGACUCGACAACCACUGUUUCCAGGCAGAGAUUACGUGCAUCAGCUCAGACUAAUCACAGAGCUCAUAGGUUCACCGGACGAUGCAAGUCUUGGAUUUCUCAGAAGUGAUAAUGCACGAAGAUACGUUAGACAGCUUCCGCAGUAUCCAAGGCAACAAUUCUCUGCUAGAUUUCCCAAUACUUCUCCAGGAGCAGUAGAUUUGUUAGAAAAAAUGCUCAUAUUUGACCCAAAUAGGCGUAUUACAGUUGAUGAGGCACUGAGUCACCCGUAUUUAGCACCCCUUCACGAAAUCAAUGAGGAGCCAGUCUGCCCUAGGCCUUUUAGUUUCGACUUUGAGCAGCCGUCUUGCACUGAAGAACACAUCAAAGAACUCAUUUGGAGGGAAUCUGUAAAAUUCAAUCCAGACCCUACUCACUGAGGUAUGUGUGUGUAGUUGAUGUAUACCACUUAACAUUGUGGUAUGAUUCUGGGAUUAUUGUAUCACCCCCGUAUAUAUGUUCUUUCGCAGAUUCGAUAUACAAAAUAAAUACAAAUGGUAUAUUGGGUUUAGUUUUA
Messenger RNA from Erigeron canadensis, 1358 nucleotides. Its product is annotated as mitogen-activated protein kinase homolog MMK2-like. Gene Ontology annotation, molecular function: ATP binding; MAP kinase activity. The transcript is spliced from 6 exons. Lineage: Eukaryota; Viridiplantae; Streptophyta; Magnoliopsida; Asterales; Asteraceae. The record is from RefSeq and is a predicted model, not a curated record. Gene Ontology annotation, cellular component: cytoplasm; nucleus. Gene Ontology annotation, biological process: protein phosphorylation; intracellular signal transduction. The coding region runs from base 94 to 1221 and encodes 375 amino acids.